This is a messenger RNA of Drosophila subpulchrella, 2518 nucleotides long. RefSeq lists its product as uncharacterized. The coding region runs from base 12 to 503 and encodes 163 amino acids. The record is from RefSeq and is a predicted model, not a curated record. Lineage: Eukaryota; Metazoa; Arthropoda; Insecta; Diptera; Drosophilidae. The transcript has a single exon.
GAUAAGAUACGAUGCAGCCUGGUUGUUGGCUGCGUGCCACCCAGCCAGCAACAGCAGAUGAUGCGGGAGCAGAAGCAGGAGCAGGGACGACAGCACUAAGAGCGGGAUCACCGGUGGUAACGGCGAAAGGAGGAGUUGGCGGGGGCUUUGUGGAAUCUUCGGCAUCGGUGGCUACUUUGGCUUCCAUCUCAUCAAUCGCUUCCACGUCGGCGGCAGCAAUGGCGGCGCUUAAGGCCCGUCCCUAUCUGGUUGCACCAUUCGUGACCACAGCCUCAGCACCACCCACACCGCAGCCCCACAUAUCCAUUUCAACGAGCACGGCCCGCACAGCGCCAGCCACGCCAACACGUCGUUGCACCGCCCCCGAGGAGGAUCUGGAUUUGGUGGAGGACUUUGAUGUGGCACUUGCUCAGAUGGAGGAGCCGCAGACGCAUGCCAAGACCAAGUCUCAGCGCUUUUUCUGGCGCAAGGCGCUACGCCGCGUCUUCCAACGACGCAAGUGACGGCGUCGCCGGCAGGACCUGCCCCGCUGGCAUCGUCCCGCCCGUCGCUGCCGUCGCCGGAACCUGGCCGAGCGGGUGAGGCGCAUCUGCGCCUGCUGUGCCUACGGCCAGAUCCUGCUGCGUGCAGCCCGCGUGGCCCUGCUCAGCUGCAUCCGCUGGCGAACCCGUGGCAACAUACGCAACAACAACUUUUACUUCAGCAACCACUAAAGCAUCAGCAUCAGAAGCCAGCCAGCCAAGCAAAAAGUCGUCUCCAGAGCAACAGUCGCUAAUCUCCGUGCUCCAGCUUACUCGAGUUAUGUUUAAAGUUAAUGAACAACCAUUCGAUAUAGUUUUACACACGCCAGCGCUUAAUUUAUUUCCUGUGUUUUACAUCGACAAUUAGACUAUUUUUGUUGCUUCAUAUGGAAUUAUAAAAUGUAUUACCGCCUACACCUACACGAACACUUCCCCACGAAUCCUGUACAUAUAGGGUCGAUAGUGCUCGAUCCCAUUAUUCAGUUUAGUUGAAGCGACGCAUAAGAAAGCGAGAGUAUAGCGAUAGCGCAUGCCGCAUACAAACCUAAAUACAUAGGCAUAUAUCUGUUACUGUACAUUUAGCCAAGAGGCGAAUCGGCAAAUACACAUUUAUAGCGUACAUAGUUAAAUGAACUGGAGUCGAUCCAACGGUCGGCGUCUCACUCGCUCUAUCGUCGUUUCGAUGGGCUUGUGGGGCGCUGCAGUUGGAUUUUUAUUAGCAUAUGUAAAUGUACAUGGAUGCAGAAACUUGAGCUGAACAUAACAAUAAUGAGAACGUAGUUAAUUAGAUUAUCCUCGGCUUAGUGAUCGACAUGAACAAUUUGAAAUGGCAUUAGAAUCCAUGAGAAACGUAACCUGAAAUAGUAAAGCGAAUGCACUACCAGCAACAACCACAAGUGAAACGAAUCCUUAUCCCAUAAUCGGAACUAAUAAGCAUAUAAAUAUAAUUAAAAGUAGCCGCCACUAACAAAAAGUAUUGUUCAAUAUUAAAUACUAGCGCAAGCGCAAAAUAAUUGCAGCUUUAUCGGAUAGAUAAAUAUUCAAGACACCGACACACACCAAAUUUGGCACAUUUAUCAAUACUAGAGCCACACAAAAUUUAUGGAAUUUCUCUCAACCACUCUUAACACAAGCAUAUUGUAUACCUAGAGGCCACUUUAUUUAAGGCUAGGAGUUAAAGCGAUUUUUUCAAUAGAUACGAUUCGACCCGGAGCGGUGGUGAAGCUAGAGCGAGGGAUUAUCAGAAAUGCGAAGUGGAGGGCCCAUUGUCCUUGGCAAUCGGAUGGCAGGGGAUGUGUGCAUAACUGACUAUUGACUAUAUACGAGUACGUACACAUAUAUAUGGAUAAGUGGCCUUAUUAAUUCGGUUCUCCGCACCACACCGCGCACCACAAAACACGAAACCACACGCACCCAAUGCAAACUAACCGCUCACAGAUACUAACCAGUGCCCCAGCCAAUCUGAGAAAAGCUAUUGCAAAGACGAUUUACGCAGCGCGAACUAAAAAAUUAUAGAAUUAGGUAUGAAUAUUAUUGUAACUAGACAGCCUAGCCAGCUAGCAAGCAGAUAUCAAUCUAAAGUUAAACUAAACGUGUCCAAGUUGAAGGAGAAUCAAAGAAUGAGACGGUUCUUAGUAGUAGCCCGCAGUCGAUCUUCGAUGUUGUCAUCAAGUUAAUCAUAACAUAAAUGCAAAAUUCAUCAAGCUUCGGCUGGCCGAUGUUUCGAACAUACUUACGCAUAUACUCUUUGAAAAUCGCCCAAGACUUCCUAACGAAGCGACUUAACUUGGUAUCACAAGUGGAAAAUCGGGGGGCCAAGAACCCAGCGCAGAUGACCACAUCUAAAUGAAUUCGAACCGGAAUCAGGAACCAUGCUGCCGAAUUGCAAUUCCAGAAUGUUCUCACGCUUUCAAAGAGUAUGAUUAUGAAUUAUACGGUACGAUACAUAAUUUAUUGAUGUAGUUAUAAACAAAAUAAACAACAAAUUACACAAAUUG